AUGACAUUCACAAACACACCAGUGACGAGGCUGAUGGUGCUGGGCCUCGUAUCAGCAUCGAUUGGGGCGAGCUUGCUGGACAUUAAGCACUAUGCGUACAUCCUGAUCAGCCCGCACCUGGUGCAGUACGGGCAGUUCUGGCGGCUUUUUACGUAUCAGCUGUGCUAUACCAACUCGGCAGAGGUGCUGUUCGCCGCCAUGUCGCUCUAUAACCUACGGACAGUCGAGCGCAUGUGGGGUUCGCGAAAAUACGCUUCAUUCCUCGUCGUUGCGUCGCUCGUCACGUCGAUUGUACCGCCCGCGUUCAUGGCGGUGCUCCGGCCGCUGGCACCGAGCCUGUUCAACUACAUGCCGGGAGGGCUGACGCCCGUCAUCUUCGCGGUGCUCGCGCAGUUCCACGCCAUGGUGCCGCACAUGUACAAGUACCGGAUCGCGACGUCGGACGCGCCGCCGACGAGCGAGCCGUUCUCCGGGCUGACGCUGUCGGACAAGUCGUACCAGUACGCGCUCGCGGUGCACCUGGCGCUGCUGCAGUGGCCCGGGUCGCUGGUCGGCGCGGCGGCGGGCUGGGUGGUAGGCAAGGCGUGGCGCGGCGCGCUGCUGCCGACGCGGAUGGUGACGUGGCGGCUGCCGGGCUGGAUGGUGGGCGUCAAGACGCAGCGCAGCAGUGCCGAGUUUGAGCAGCUGCGGAGGAGGCUGGAGGGGGAGAAUGCGACGGCGGCGGCGUCGACGGGUGUUGAUAUCAGCGGGGGUGGUGGUGAGCAGCAGCAGCGGGACGGGGAUCGCAGACGAACGAUGGGCCAACAGGUUGUUGAUCAGUUCCGCGAGGCGUUAUGA
Messenger RNA from Akanthomyces muscarius, 837 nucleotides. RefSeq lists its product as uncharacterized. Gene Ontology annotation, cellular component: membrane. The record is from RefSeq and is a predicted model, not a curated record. The transcript is spliced from 2 exons. Bases 1 to 837 code for a protein of 278 amino acids. Gene Ontology annotation, molecular function: serine-type endopeptidase activity. Lineage: Eukaryota; Fungi; Ascomycota; Sordariomycetes; Hypocreales; Cordycipitaceae.